Calypte anna (Anna's hummingbird) is the source of this 1058-nucleotide messenger RNA. RefSeq names its product serine protease inhibitor Kazal-type 5-like. The transcript has 11 exons. The record is from RefSeq and is a predicted model, not a curated record. Bases 119 to 796 code for a protein of 225 amino acids. Gene Ontology annotation, molecular function: protein binding. NCBI's taxonomy places the organism in Eukaryota, Metazoa, Chordata, Aves, Apodiformes, Trochilidae.
UUCCCUGUUCUUAUUUUUAUGCCACAAUGAUACUUGCCCUCACACUUGCAGACCAGAGAUCUCUGAUUUUGCAAUGCACUAGUAGAGUCAACACAGGCAAACAGCUCCCACCCUCACCAUGAAAAUAGAAGGUGCCUCGGUGGUCCUUGCUCUGGCAUUUUUCUGCUUCUUCACAGAUGUGGCCAGCCAAACUUCGAUUAAGAGUGAGUGCAGGAAAAUUUGGUCCCUUCUGCGCAGCGGGAAGUUUUCCUGUCCAACAAACAAGGAACCUGUCAACAGCCCAGAUGGCAAACCGGACCUCAACAAGUGCAUGAUGUGCCAGAGGCUGCUGGAAAGAGGCUCAAAAAACAAAGGGAGUGGUGGAGAGACGAACAGGAUUGUGAACUCCUUGGGAGAGGAUGAGUGCCGAGAGUUCCGGGACCUCUUCAGGAGAGGAAAACUUUCCUGCACCAGAGAAAACGACCCCGUCCGGGAUUCCUCUGGGAAGCAACACAGCAAUAAGUGCAUCAUGUGUGCAGAGAAGUUCAAAAGGGAGAAUGAGCGGAAGUUGGCUAAAAACAGACAAGGAAUAAAUAAGGAUGACUGCAGUGAGUAUCGCUCCGAGUUUGAAGCUGGUGGAAGAUUGUCCUGCACAAGGGAAAAUGACCCUGUUCGGGACUCCUCUGGCAAGCAGCACACCAACAAAUGUCUCAUGUGCGCUGAGAAGUUCAAAAAAGAAGCCCAAAGGGGAGGCCAGUCUGGUGGAACUGCCCAGCGCAACCAGCAGUCUGCUUCAGAUCGUACAAAACAGAAGUAAUGGAGUUCAGACUGCCAAUAAACACCAGGGAUCAGCCAUGACCAAAGGGCAAGUAAAGGAAGAGUUGAUGUCAAGCAUCAUGGGAGUUGCCGAGUCCCCAGGACUGCCAGAGCUGCUUCAUCCCCUUCUGCAGUGAACAGGGCCUCUCCUUGCUCAGGUGGAGGGCAAAGGGCUGUGGGGACCCAGAGGUCUCUUCCCAGGUCUGCCCUGUACGUGCCAUUGCGGUCUCUGCCGCCUCGCUGUGUCUUAAUGUGCUUCUACA